AUGGACGUUGAUUCAAAUAUACUUUCCGAUUCAAAUUGGAAAUCAGGUGUUUGUUGGGGCAAUUUAGCAGGAUGUCUUGCAUUCUAUCAUUCAUUAGUUGGUUUUAUUUUAUUAACAGUGAAUGUAACAUUUAUAUUUCUAACAUCUGAUUAUCUCUAUCUAUUUGGUUCAUUAAUUGCACUUGGCUUUAUUAUUAUUCUGUUGGGUAUUAUUCUUCUUCCACUUGUAUUUACAUGUAUUUUAGGUCGACAAUAUCAUAUUUAUGCAACAAGUCAUGCAUAUAUAACAUUUGUUGUUAAUUUAAUAAAUAUAUUUUUGAUAAUAUUAGUUGCUUAUGAAGUUAAUCAAUUAAAAAUAUUUAGUUUACUUUCAACAAGAUUUUUAAUUGCUGAUUUAGCAUUACUUGUAUUAUCAUUAAUUGUUGGAAUUAUUGCAUGGAUUACAUAUGUUGGAAGACAAUUUCAUGAACCGAAUGGACAAUUUAUUCUACAACUUUGA
Messenger RNA from Adineta steineri, 498 nucleotides. The record is from the annotation of a GenBank genome assembly. NCBI's taxonomy places the organism in Eukaryota, Metazoa, Rotifera, Eurotatoria, Adinetida, Adinetidae.